AUGAACUUCAAUUACAACAAUUUAUACGGGUUCCCGAAUUAUUACGACCCCAAUCAACAGCAGCAGCAGCAGCAACAACAAGACCAGCAGAAUUAUGAUUAUAUGAACAGCUUCCCUAUUUUCAAUCCAAACUUGAUGCAGCCACCACCACCGCAACCUUCUCUUAAUUUAAUGCCUAAUCCACAGUUCUAUAGGCCUGUAGUAGAAGAAUCUAUGGCUCAGCGUUUCGUCAGGACUCUCGGCUUUUCGCCUGAGCAGCUCCCUUUAGUUGAACGCGUUUUGGCUGAAUGUAACCAAGACUAUAGAACUGCAACUGACACUCUUUUGUCAAUGAACGCUAUGGCACCUCAGAUACAACAUCAGCAGCACCACCCUCAGCCUAUUGUACCUCCAGCGCAUAUGCUGCAACACAGACAGCAGCCUCAGUUCAUUAGACAACCUCAAAUACCUCCUCAACCUCUCAGAAUUAGACAAAUGACUACCCUCCCACCUCAAUCCAAGAUUAGAGAAAAUACUACAACUUCCGUUAGAAGACAGACAAAGAAACAGUACAACUCUUCAGAUGAUGAAGGUGAUUUCGGUGGUGAUAGCGAUUCUGAUGAUGACAAUGGUGUUAGAGAGUCUACAGUUUCAUUAUAUGAUGAAUCGGAGGCAGUCAAAUGGUUUAACAAAGCUGAACCAAAAGAAAUUCAAGAAAUCUUGGCCCUCUCAGAUAAGGCUUUAGAAGCCAUAACUAAUAUGAGACCUUUCCAAAAUGCAAACACCCUCAGAGCUAAGUUGAAAGCUACAAAAGGUGUUUCAACCACUAUCUUCGAUUUCUAUUUGGAUUUAAUCGCUAGUUACAAGCAGGUCGAUGAAGUACUUGACAAGUGUGAACAAGUUGGUGGCAGAAUUUCAUCUAUUUUCUCACAAAUGGAAAAGAAAGAUGAAACUCCUCCUGCAUUGAUUGAAAGUUCAAUUAAAUUGAAAAAUUAUCAAUUUGAAGGUGUCAGAUGGUUAGAGCACUUGCAUAAACAAAAAGUUUCCGGUAUUUUAGCAGACGAGAUGGGUCUUGGUAAAACUCUUCAAGUUAUUGUAUUCAUAGCUUCACUUAAGCACACUCAACAACCAGGUCCAAAUCUCAUCGUCGUACCUUCCUCUACACUUGAAAAUUGGUUAAGAGAGUUUUCUAGAUUCGCUCCAAGCUUGAUCGUUAAAUCAUACUACGGUGAUCAACAUGAGAGAUCUAUUCUUAGAGAUGACUUGCUACCAUCUAGAAAUGAAAUGGAUGUAUUGAUUACAACCUAUAACCUUGCUCAAGGUUCUCCACAAGAUAGGAAGUUCUUGCGUAAAAUGAAGUUCCGUACAGCUGUAUUCGAUGAAGGACAUAUGCUCAAAAAUCGUGAAACGAAAUCUUAUAAAUACUUGGCUGAGUUGAAGGUUCCUUGGAGAUUACUACUUACUGGUACACCACUUCAAAACAAUCUUCAGGAAUUAGUUUCACUUCUUAACUUUAUUUUGCCUGAAUAUUUCCAAGAUACUGAAGAAGCCUUGCGUGUCGUAUUCAAGGUUAAGCCGGGUGUUCAUGCAUCCAUGCUUUCAAGAGAGCGUGUUUCUAGAGCUAAAAAAAUGAUGCAACCUUUCGUAUUACGUAGGAAGAAAGCUCAAGUAUUGACAGAUCUUCCAAAGAAGACGGAAUUGAUAGAAUAUUGUGAUUUAACUGAAAGUCAGAAGACUAUCUACGCUGAAACUAUGGCUAGAUCUCGUAAAGCUAUAGUUGAAGCAGAUAAAACUGAAGCUUCAACACCUUCAGAAUCUGGAACUGAAUCACAACGUGGUAGAAAAAGAGGGAAAGCUGGAUCUUCUAAAGGAAAAGAUCCUUCCGAAUCUUCUAAUCACGUUCUUAUGGAUUUAAGAAAAGCUGCUAAUCAUCCAUUAUUAUUUAGACGUCAUUUCAAUACUUCAGUCGUUAGAGAGAUGGCAAAGGAUUGUUUGAAAGAACCGGACUUUAAAGAGAGUGUUUAUGAGCUUGUUGUUGAAGAUAUGGAGGUUAUGACAGAUUCUGAAUUACAACAAUUUACCAAGAAUUUCCAAACUGUUAACAAGUACACCUUACCUGAUACGGUUUACUUAGAUUCAGGAAAGAUUACAGCAUUAUUGAGAAUUUUAAGAGAAGCAAAAGAACGUGGUGAUAGAGUACUUAUUUUCUCUCAAUUCACGAUGAUGUUGGAUAUUCUUAAAAAGGUUCUUGAUCAACACACUAUUAGAUACCUUAUGUUCACUGGUCAAACACAAGUCGAAGAAAGACAAAUAUUGGUCGAUGAGUUCUUUGAAGAUACUGAUAUUCAAGUAUUCUUGUUGUCAACUAAAGCAGGUGGUUUAGGUAUUAACUUGACAGCUGCAAAUGUUGUUGUUAUCUUCGACUCUGAUUGGAAUCCUCACGCUGAUAGACAAGCUGGUGAUAGAGCUUUCCGUAUUGGUCAAACAAAAGAUGUCACGAUCCACAAAUUUGUAUCAAAGGGUACAAUUGAAGAGGAUAUGCUUAGAUUAGCAGAGACUAAGCUCAAGCUUGACAAAGCUGUUGGUGGCGGUGAAGGUGAAUACGGUGGUGGUGAAGGUGAAGGUGACGAAGGCAAUGCUGAAGCGACUGAGAAGGUUGUCAAAUCAUCCUUGUUACAAUCAAUACGUAAUAGAUUGGAUGCUGGUGAAGAAGUAUCUACAACUGCAGCUACUCCAACCACUGAUCCUGCAGCAUCACAAACUGAAUUUAUCAAACAGCUUGAGGCUAACGAUCAAUUACCUGCUGAAGCUCAAGCAAAGGUUUUGGCAACUGAUGCAUUACCUGAAGCUGCACAGAAGCAAGUAGAUUCUGAUGCCACGAAUGCUGUUCAUGAGCAAGCGAACGCUAUCAGUCAGGCUCAACAGCAGGAAGUGCAUCAGUUGAAUGAGCAAAAAGCUGAAGUUAAAAUUGAACAAACAUCAGCACCAACUCUGCCAACUUCAAGUGGUGAAUCUGACCCAACUGACGUUAAACAAGAAGCACAACUAGAAGUUCAACCGUCAGCCCAAUCUGUAGUUCAAUCAGAAGUACAAACGCAAUCACCUGCACCAGUACCUGAGCAACCAAAAGAAGCUCCUCAACCACCCGCAAUUCCAGAACAAUCUCAACAACCAACAGUUUUACCAACUUUACCGUCAGAUGCAGGAGUUAAAGAAAAUCAACAAAGUGAACAAAGCUAA
Messenger RNA from Wallemia mellicola CBS 633.66, 3219 nucleotides. RefSeq lists its product as hypothetical. The coding region runs from base 1 to 3219 and encodes 1072 amino acids. Gene Ontology annotation, cellular component: nucleus. The transcript is spliced from 3 exons. Lineage: Eukaryota; Fungi; Basidiomycota; Wallemiomycetes; Wallemiales; Wallemiaceae. The record is from RefSeq and is a predicted model, not a curated record. Gene Ontology annotation, molecular function: ATP-dependent chromatin remodeler activity; ATP binding; chromatin binding.